This is a messenger RNA of Dioszegia hungarica, 1506 nucleotides long. Its product is annotated as putative 3-hydroxy-3-methylglutaryl-CoA (HMG-CoA) synthase. The transcript is spliced from 8 exons. Lineage: Eukaryota; Fungi; Basidiomycota; Tremellomycetes; Tremellales; Bulleribasidiaceae. Bases 1 to 1506 code for a protein of 501 amino acids. Gene Ontology annotation, molecular function: hydroxymethylglutaryl-CoA synthase activity. Gene Ontology annotation, biological process: acetyl-CoA metabolic process; ergosterol biosynthetic process. The record is from RefSeq and is a predicted model, not a curated record.
AUGUCCAACGAAUUUGACAUCCCCGCCCGCCCCACCAAUGUCGGCAUCCACGCCAUGGAGAUGUACUUUCCCAAGAGGUGCAUCUCGGAGGAUGCGCUCGAGGACUUUGAUGGGGUCCCGAAGGGCAAGUACACGAUUGGGCUGGGGCAGAAGUAUAUGGCGUUCACGGAUGACAAGGAGGACAUCAACUCGCUCGCUUUGACCGUCGUCUCCUCCCUGUUGUCCAAAUACAACAUCGACCCCCGCUCCAUCGGCCGUCUCGAGGUCGGUACCGAGACACUGAUCGACAAGUCCAAAGCUACCAAGACGCUCCUGAUGGACCUCUUUGGCCCGGCGGGGAACCACGACGUCGAGGGUAUCGACAACAAGAAUGCGUGCUACGGGUCCACGGCGGCGCUGUUCAACUGUAUCAACUGGAUCCAGAGCGAGAGCUGGGACGGGCGGAACGCUAUCCUCAUGUGUGGAGAUAUUGCGAUUUAUGCGGAAGGCGCGGCGCGGCCGGCGGGUGGGAUGGGGGCGUGCGCGAUGCUGAUCGGGCCGGAUGCGCCGCUGGUCGUUGAGCCUAUCCACGGCACCCAUAUUGCCAACUCUUGGGAUUUCUUCAAGCCCGACCUCAGCUCGGAAUACCCCACCGUCGACGGCCCCCUCACCCUGAAAGCCUACCUCGGCUCCCUCGACUCGGCCUACACCACCUACCUCGAUAAGGCGGCCAAGUCGCGCGCGCGCGCCGCCAAGAACUUUUCGCUCGCGGGUGUCCAGGCUGCCGUCUCGGAUCUGGCUGGCCAGGUCGCGGGGCAGGUUGCUGGGCUCGUCAAUGGUGUGAAUGGCGCGAAUGGGCAUGGGGAGGAGAAGGAGGAGGUGGUGGGCGGGACGGAUAUUGAGAAGUUUGAUUAUGUCUGCUUGCACUCCCCCUACUCCAAGCUUGUCCAAAAAGGCCACGCCCGUCUCUUUUACAACGACUACCUCCGCAACCCCACCCAUCCCAUCUUCGCCUCCAUCCCUUCAUCCAUCAAGGACCAAUCCCCCUCCGACACGUACGCCGACAAGGUUGUCGAAAAGGCCUUCCUCGCCGUCGCUGCGGACCACUACAAGGCGUCUUGCCUGCCCGGAUCGGACUGCGUGCUGCGGUGCGGAAACAUGUACACUGCGAGUCUGUACGGUGCGCUCGCUAGCGUUGUCGCGUCCAAGCCGGAGGGCCUCGAGGUCGGUAAGAAGAUUGGGAUGUACGCGUUCGGCUCGGGAUGCGCCGCUUCCUUCUUUGCUAUCAGGAUCAACGGGUCGACUGCCAAGAUCGCCGAGACGAUGCGGUUGAAGGAGAGAUUGGCCGAGAUGGAGGUCAGGCCGUGCCAGGAGUAUGUGGACGCUAUGAAGCUCCGCGAAGCCAACCACAACGCCGUCGAAUACUCCCCCAAGGGCCUCAUCGACAACAUCCAGCCCGGCGGUUACUACCUGAACGGCAUCGACAAGAUGUACCGCCGGACAUACAGCAUCAAGCCCUCCGCCUAG